ACGCACCAGGCUAUGAUACCCAAGUACGCGUCCGAAAAUGCCGCCCCUGGUCUUGUUUUGCGGGUUCAGAGAUAUUGAGGAUGUCGGCUCGUUUUUUCGUGACCAGGCGCUUGAGAAGGGACACAGACUUUUUGAGAAUAAUCACGUCUACGCUGUGCGAGAAGAGGACGGCGUAGACAUUACGGCCAAGUGUCACUCCCAACAGGGGAAGCACGUGUACGACGUCACAAUCCGGUUAAACCCACAGUCCCGGAAGAUCAUCACCGGGUCGUGCACCUGCCGGUACGGCGUCCUCGGUGAGUGCAAACACAGCGCCGCUGUUGUGCACUACGUCAACAAACACGAAGUUGCCGCGUGUACCAGCUUGCCUCAGGCGUGGGGGAAGCCCUCGAAAAAGCCGAAAUUGGAUGACAAGGCGUCGAUAGCCGAUCUCUUUGGAGGAAACCGCAGCAACACCGUGAGGAAGCAACAACCACGAGAGAUGCCUCCCAGCUACAUCCUUCGCCACUUUCCAGACAUCGAAACUCCAUUCACCGACAUUUUGCGAAUGAUGGACAAAAACCAGGUGGAAUUGGAGUGCUCUCAGACCAUGGAUGACAUUCUAGACCUUGUGGUGGACAAUGUGCAGCGGUCCGAGGUGGAAGAACUUCUACAGAACGUUCCGCUUGAGCCUUCGUGUGGACAGGAGCUGGGGGACUGCUUACACCAACUCACAGAUGCUGAGAGAAGCUUCUUUCAAAGAAGAGUUGCAUGUUCCGACAUUCUGAGUCUCUGCAUGGCGACGCUGGCACAAUCCAAGUGUGCACGGUGGUACCAAGAACGCAAAAUGCGGAUUUCAAGUUCAAAGGCGCAUACUAUCCUCCGAACCAAAAAGACCCCACAGGAGCUCGUCUCAAGCCUGAUGAACGAGGAAAGCUUUACAAGCGAAGCAACAUCCUAUGGCUUGCGGACUGAGCCGAAGGCACGGCGAUUGUUUGAAGGAAAGGUUCGGGGCCAUGUCACUGAGGUGGGCCUGCUUGUCCAUAAUGGUAAGCCCUGGCUCUGCGGGAGUGCUGACGGGCUCUUCGGACUGACCACUGGCACCGUGCUUUUGGAGAUCAAGUGUCCUAGCAGCAUAAGGAACAGCCUUAUCGUUGAUAUCACCCGGAAGGUGACAUUUGUCAGCUACUUAGUAUAUGUCGACGGCAAGCUAUGUCUGAAACAAUCACACCGUUACUACACGCAGGUGCAGGUGUUGAUGUAUAUUCUGCAUUUGGAGGAAUGUUUCUUUUUUGUAUACACCAGUGUCGAUAAUGUCACCCUGCUCGUCACCAGAAAUGACGACUUCCUGGACACCGCCAUCCCAACUCUGCAAGACUUUUAUUUCGAUUGGUAUUUGCCAGCCCUUGCACGCAAGUACCAGUCCUAAAUAGACCAUUUUCAGAAAUUUCCAAAUAAGACACUGCAUGUACUGCAUUCAACAUGUACUGCAUUCAAGGAACCAGUGAAAUAAAAAGUUGUACCCCUGCUUCAAUUUGCUCGAGUUCCAACUUCUAAGGCGUUGAAAAAUGCAACUUUGCUAUGAAAUAUCUUCGCAACUUGUACAACAAGACAUGACAUGCCACACAGGGAGGCCUCGUAAGAGCAGUGUAUGGCCGAAGUUAUCUACUAAAAAGUACUUACACAGGCACUGAGGAAGAGCUGGCUUCAAAAAUGCAAUGGGGGCAGGUGUACCAUCUCGGACAAAAUGAGCUACACCACCAUUGGACCUUUAUGCUACUCCUGCGAUCUCCACAGGAUGAAUUCUCAUGACUGAAAAUGCAAACAUUCUUCAUAAUCCAACCGUUCUCUGGAUGAGUGUUUUUCCGCUCUUCUGCGACGUGUUGCUUGCCGCAGAAUCUAGCAUGAGGUGCUGCGACUAAAGAGAGUGCUUCUACUUUCACGGCGCGUAUCGAUUGGUAUCGCCUGAGCAGCCUUUCAAACAAAAUUAGCUUACUGUUCAAGUUGCCUUGCCGUGACUAUCGCAAUAUGAAAAGAGCAAGAACUCACCGCAUUCAAAAAUCGGACUCACUACUGGCCAGCGAUAUGAGCCACAAAGCCACAAGCACUAACUCUGGCCGUUGCGUCGCAGCAGAAGUUCGUCACCAAUGGCACCUCACGCCACAGCUGAUAAACUGCUAAACAAGGCGGCACCUCGUGUCAGAUUCAGUGGCAAGCACAGCACCGCAGAAGAGCGAAUGAAAACACACCCCUGCAAGUACAUUAGAACGACCAAGCGCUCGGAGUGCGAAACAACUAAUGCAAACAAGUUAACAGUUUUUUCUUCCUCUCUUGGUAUUGAAUGGCUAUCAGGCAAAACUAGUGUGGUGGAAACAACACAGAGACUUGCCCUUUAAAGGGAUUCUUCAACCAAAUUUGAAAUAUACCAGUCGUGGUCAAAACUAGGUUGAAUAUGAUCCACAAUAUCCGUGAAUGACAAUCGCACGUUUCUAUUUUGAGCCUGGCCCACUCUGGCAAGCACUUGGAGACAUAGACAGGACGACUGCAUCAGAUCCCCAGCGGAAACAGCCAGCGCAGAGCAUGUGACAUAGGUCGUCUUGGGACGAGCAAAGCUACGGCGAGGCUGACAUCGAGAGGAAUGCCUAGUCAUUCCAGCCACCCAAGCAGCUGCUUUUGUACGAAUUUUGAGUGACGGGUUAAUCUUCUAUAAUCUUGAAGGGGGACAAUAGCGACUUUUGGGACACACAAAUGGAAUUCUCG
Molecule: messenger RNA, 2739 nt
Organism: Ixodes scapularis (black-legged tick)
Lineage: Eukaryota; Metazoa; Arthropoda; Arachnida; Ixodida; Ixodidae
Exons: 6
Coding region: 38-1408 (456 amino acids)
Molecular function (GO): zinc ion binding
Source: RefSeq, a predicted model, not a curated record